UAUUAUUCGAUCUGUUACCAUUACUGGCUAGAACGAAUACUAGUAUAAAGUACUAGUGCCAUGGCCUUUUUACACUGGAGGAUGCAAAUGAUGAAACUCUCUUUGGCGAUAUUAUUGGCAGCUGUAACAACAAGAGCAGCAGCUGAUCAAGCCCUACAUGGUUGUGCAGAAAAGUGCGGUGAUAUAACAAUCCCAUAUCCAUUUGGGAUAGGCGAUGGCUGCUACCUGCGUCCAGAAUUCAACAUCACUUGUAAUGGAUCCACCACACCCACGUCAACAAACUUUGCAAACAGUACCUAUACUUUUCCCAUGGCCAUAGCUAACUUUUCCAUUUCUGAGGGUGAGUUGCAAGUCAUGCAGGCCGUAGCCCUAGAUUGUUAUGACAACAAGGGUGUAAAGAUAGCCAACAGCACAAGUACGCUGGAGCUGCCGCCUUCUUAUACCAUCUCUGCAAAAAACAAGUUCUUUCUCGUUGGCUGUAAUAAUGCAGCAAUUUAUGAAGGUCUACUUCAGUUCCCAGACCCAGAUGAAGGAAGUGGCUUCCAAGCAGUCGGGUUCACUGUGACCUUGUGUAUAAAUGCGCUUGGCAAAGAGUUGCAGGAGUCUUGUGACGGCUUUGGGUGUGCCCAAAAUUCCAUCCCUAGUGGACUCCAAAAUAUCACUGUGUCCUUGGAGGCACUUGAUUCUGAUAACCGAACAGAUUCGUGGGACUUAAAGUACCUGUGCAGCUACGCAUUCAUUGUGGACGAAGGCAAUUUCACAUUCUCCCCGGAGAGAAGUUUCCAACAACUGGCUACCACAAGGAAGCUACUUCCAGUACUUAUUAACUGGGCGAUUGGGGAUGAGCCAUGUGAAGUAGCAAAGAAGAGCCACAGUACUUAUGCAUGCAAAGAAAAUACCACCUGUGUUGACCGAAGUACCAUCGCAAAUGGUACGGUUGGUUACCUUUGCCACUGCUUGCCAGGUUACCAUGGAAAUCCGUACCUUGGUUGCAAAGAUAUCGAUGAGUGCCAGGCUUCAACUAACCCCUGCCAGAAUGGGAAGUGCAUAAACUCGCCUCCAGGAAAUUAUUCUUGUCAAUGUAACGGAGGGUACAAAAACAAAGAUCGAUCUUGCGUUGAAUAUCCCAAAGCAAAUAACACUUCCCUGAAAAUUUCAUCGGGUCUCAUUGAAGGAUUCUUGGUUUUAGUUGUUUCAAUGUCAUGGAUAUAUUGGAUAAUGAACAAAAGAAGGCUCAUCAAACUCAAAGAAAAGUAUUUUCAAGAAAAUGGCGGCUUAACAUUACAGCAACAGCUAGCCACGCAUGGAGGAGGAGUGGAGACAACAAAAAUCUUUACGGCUGAAGAGCUUAAGAAGGCAACGAACAAUUAUAAUGCAGGUGAAAUUCUUGGUGAAGGAGGCUACGGAACAGUUUACAAAGGAAUAUUGCCUGAUAAAAGAGUUGUAGCCAUCAAAAAGUCAAAACUGGGUGCCCCAACUCAAAGUGAUCAAUUUGUCAAUGAGGUGAUUAUUCUUUCUCAAAUCAACCAUAGAAACGUGGUAAAAUUAUUAGGUUGUUGUUUCGAGACCGAAGUGCCUUUACUAGUAUACGAGUACAUCACCGGUGGAACUCUUUCUGAGCAUGUAUUCAAGAAAAGACAAAGAUCUGUGCUUUCAUGGGAAUUACGACUGAAGAUAGCAUCAGAAACGGCAGGGGCACUUGCAUACUUGCACUCCUCUACUUCUACUCCAAUCAUACAUCGAGACGUGAAAUCAACGAAUAUAUUAUUGGAUGACAAUUACAUGGCCAAAGUGUCAGAUUUUGGAGCUUCACGUUUCAUUCCUAUAGAUCAAACUCAAGUAGCAACACUAGUGCAAGGGACACUUGGAUACUUGGACCCUGAAUACUGCCAGUCAAACCAACUGACUGAAAAGAGUGAUGUAUAUAGCUUUGGUGUUGUGCUAGCGGAGCUACUAACGAGGAAAGUGGCAGUUUCUUUUGCUAGGCCCGAGGAAGAGAGAAACCUAGCAAGUUUGUUUAUUUCUUCAAUGGAAAAAGAAUGCUUGAAUCAAAUUCUUGAUGCUGAAAUUCUGAAUGAGAGGAAUAUGGAGACAAUACGGCAAGUGGCGAAUCUGGCGAAAAGAUGUUUGAGGAUAAAAGGAGAGGAAAGGCCUUUGAUGAAAGAAGUAGCUAUGGAGUUGGAGGGGAUGAGAAUUGAGGCAAAACAUCCAUGGAAAUGUGGUAGUUCCUGCUCUGAUGAGGGGACUGAGUACCUGUUAGGGUCAUCCAAUUCGAAGACUAAUGUUGCGGAUACUAAAGGUGAAGGUGUUUCUAGUACUGGUACGACCAGCGGGUAUGCCAGUAUGCAAAUUCAGAUGUUAAUGUCACAUGAACAUGGGCGAUAAUUGAUCAAACUUUUGGUUUAGUUUAGUGUUAAAUAUGUAAUGCUCUGGUGCGUUAGGAUUGUGUUAUGCUUAGAAUCCUUUAAUCAUUUUCUGUUGGUUUAGCUACAAUUAAUUGUAGAGUUUUUCUUCAUGUGACACGUGUUAGUAAGAUAGUGGAUCUGGUAAUCUACCAGAUGUAUAAA
Molecule: messenger RNA, 2567 nt
Organism: Rosa rugosa (rugosa rose)
Lineage: Eukaryota; Viridiplantae; Streptophyta; Magnoliopsida; Rosales; Rosaceae
Product: wall-associated receptor kinase 1-like
Exons: 3
Coding region: 61-2385 (774 amino acids)
Biological process (GO): protein phosphorylation; cell surface receptor signaling pathway
Cellular component (GO): plasma membrane
Molecular function (GO): calcium ion binding; protein serine/threonine kinase activity; polysaccharide binding
Source: RefSeq, a predicted model, not a curated record